Messenger RNA from Microdochium trichocladiopsis, 2234 nucleotides. Its product is annotated as major facilitator superfamily domain-containing protein. The transcript is spliced from 3 exons. Gene Ontology annotation, biological process: transmembrane transport. The coding region runs from base 203 to 1894 and encodes 563 amino acids. Gene Ontology annotation, molecular function: transmembrane transporter activity. The record is from RefSeq and is a predicted model, not a curated record. Lineage: Eukaryota; Fungi; Ascomycota; Sordariomycetes; Xylariales; Microdochiaceae.
CUAGAUCUGAGUCCCUGACUCAGCUAGCACUAGCAGAUCUGAUAUAAAGCAGGAUGCCGCCUGGUUGUACAGCGCUAGUGAUUUGUACGAAGGGGGUGCUCUAUCACUUACAACUUGCCGACCACCGCUGUACAACUUGACUGCACAGGGCAGACGAUUCGUGCCGCACACUGACAAGCUCGAGAACAACGAAUCCGCCAAGAUGGACUCUUCAGAGGCCCCGUCGACCACACGGUCCUCGACAGAUAUUGAGAAGAAUGCGCAGGCUGAAGGUCAAGCGAGCGGCACGGACUCCUUGUCACCACAAACAGAGCCUAAGGAGGAGGUCCAGCAAGCGACUGCAUUGCAACUGGUGCUGGUCAUGACUGUCGCUAUCACGUCUGUCCUCGUCAUCGGUCUCGACCAGACCAUUGUCGCAACGGCCAUUCCCCGCAUCACCGAUGAGUUCAAGGGUCUCGACAAGGUCUCGUGGUACGGUUCCUCCUAUUUCCUGACCUCGGCCGCCAUGACGCCCGCGUGGGGUAAGCUCUUUCGCUACAUCCCGCUCAAGACCGCCUACCUCGCCGCCUUCUUCGUCUUCGAACUCGGAUCCCUCAUCUGCGGCGUGGCGCCCAAUGCGGACGCGCUCAUAGUCGGCCGAGCGAUCGCGGGCCUGGGCGUCGGUGGCAUGCUCACCGGCUGCCUGAUGAUGAUUACCUAUGCGAUGCCGCCCGCCACCCGUCCCAUGGGCUUCAGCAGCGUAGUGACGGGGUACGGCAUCGCGGCGGCCCUCGGUCCCCUCAUCGGUGGCGCAUUCACCGAGCACGUCUCCUGGCGGUGGUGCUUCUACAUCAACCUCCCCAUCGGUGUUCUCACGCUCGCGGCAAUCAUCUUCGUCCCCAAGCUCGAGGCAGCAAAAACCCAGCCCGCCACCAUUAAGGAGAUCAUCCUUCAGCUCGACCUUGUCGGUGCGUCCCUGCUCAUGGGCGCCAUCGUGGCCAUCAUCCUCGCCCUGCAAUACGCUGGUCAGACCCUGCCGUGGGGCAGCGCUACCGUCAUCGGCCUGCUCGUCGGCUUCUUCUUGAUCAUUGCUGCCUUCUGCGCGUGGCAGGUGUACCUGGGAGAGAAGGCUGUGCUGGUCCCGCGGCUCAUGAAAACGUAUCCCCUCUGGGCGAACGCUACGUGGCAGUUCUUCUUCUCGGGCGCGUACUUCAUCUCGCUGUACUAUCUCCCCCUGUACUUCCAGAGCGUGUCGGGCGUGAGCCCUGGCGAGUCCGGCGUGCGCAACCUGCCCCUCGUGCUGGCCGUCUGCCUGGUCUCGAUCCCCGCGGGUAAAGUGCAGGGCAUGUGGCCGUCCAGCAUUGUCUGGUUCAAGACGCUUUUUGGCGCCCUCGUCAUCAUCACCUGCGCGCUGUUCUACACGAUGGACGAGAACACCUCCACGGGCCAGUGGAUCGGCUUCCAGAUCUUGGGCGGCGCCGCGUGGGCCUCUGCCUGGCAGUGUGCCAUGCUCACGGUGCAGAGGGACCAGGAACCGGCGGAUCUGCCCAUCGCCACGUCGACCAUUAGUCUGACCCAGUUCCUCGGCGGCGCCAUCGGCGUGUCCAUCGCCCAGAUGCUCUUCAACAACCGCCUCCUGUCGUCCCUCGCCGAGUCCGCGCCCGACAUCGACACGGCGGUCGUGCUCCACACCGGCGCCACCGAGCUGCGCAACGUCUUCAGCCCCGAGGACGUCCCCCGCGUCGUCUCCGCAUAUCUCGCGGGCCUGCAUUGGGUGUGGAUAUUCGUCACCGUGUUCGCGAGCAUCGGGUGGGUGCUGAGUCUGCUGGACUACGUGUACAUGAGGGACUUGCUCCGGGCGCCGGCUGGUGGCAAGGAGAGUGGUAAGAGUGCGGAGCCGGUGAUUGCGCAUUAGAUUUGAAUUUUCAGCUUGGCAUAUGGGCCGUUAAGACGGGUAUUGAAGGAUCUGCAGCCUCGUGGUACUUUUCAGCGAGAAGGAUGUCUCCGCCAAGCCCUCGCAAUCUUGACAAUCAGGGAUGAAAGGUGCGGGGCCGAGGAAGCUCCCUCUCAACCAUCUCCCCUGAUACUGCUCUUAGAACAAUGACAUAGAAUAGAUUGCUACCAAAACCUCCACGACUAGGCGACGAUUGAACAUGAUGGGAGCCUGGCACAUAUUUGUGUUAGUAGUAUGGCUACAUUUGCACAGAUAAUUUCAAACCGAAGGCUGAUACUUGCGAGGGUCAACUGGUUUAACA